Molecule: messenger RNA, 804 nt
Organism: Penaeus monodon (black tiger shrimp)
Lineage: Eukaryota; Metazoa; Arthropoda; Malacostraca; Decapoda; Penaeidae
Product: extensin-like
Exons: 1
Coding region: 1-804 (267 amino acids)
Source: RefSeq, a predicted model, not a curated record
AUGUCACAGCCAGGGUCACGACCACCGACCCCAGAGGAUGCAGGCCCCCAGGACAAACUACCCCCAGGGCCAAACCCAAGGUUGGCACCAGCUCAGAGUGCUAUGGCCUCGGGAGGGGCACUGUCUGAUUCUGGGACUGCUUCGGCUGCUGGCCUGGAAAUGCAGCAGAGGCAACUGGCCCAAUUGGAGGCACGGCUUAUGGACCGGUUGGGAGUGCAGGUGGUGGACCAGCUGGCCCGCAUGCGGACACGGAUGCAAAUGCAGAUGCAGGCGCAGAUUCAGCCGUUAGCAACUCUCCUGAAAGGCCAACAGCCCAUGCCUUCCACUGCCGCCGAGGAGAAUUUGCCAGCCGCUGACGCUAUGCUACCGCCUUCUUUGUCGACCAUCCAGACUUGCAGUGAGGAAGCUACUGGACAGCAGCCACGUCUGCCUCCAUCAGUGCCUGUGGGCCCACAGACUCCUGCAUUUGUGGCCUCAUACCUGACCUCUGCAGCAGACAACCAGCCCGUCAGAGAUAGGAGAGACGUUACCGGACCUCAGCAGAUGGCAACUCCUACACCAGCUGUUGUGUCUGCACCACCACCGCCCACCUUGUCAGGGAGUGAAGCUGCGACCCAGCCCCGGCCUCCAGUGCUGCCUCAGCCAACACAGUAUGGGCCACCUCUGCAAUAUACAGCGCCUGUACUACAACCCCCGGUCUAUCAGCACUCACCACAUCCUGCAGCAGCUGAUGGCACCCGGUCUCCUCAUCCCAGUCAUGGCCAGUUCAACCAUGUGAUCGUGCUUGCCCUCAUUCCACACUGA